UUAAUAACGUCAAACAAGCUUACAAAUGUGGUUAAAUACUUCAAAGCAAAAGUCUCCAUAAUUAUUAGGAAAGUAGACAGGUGACGUGUGGAGGUGGACGUGGAGUCGUGUAAAAUUAUUAAACUCGGAAAUUAUAAAAAUGAAGUUACUUUUAUUAUUUAUUUUUGCGUUUGUAGCGUGUAAUGCACAAGCACCAACACUAGUUUUACUUGAUAAUCAAGUAAUCAAAGAAACCCAUUCAACAUUUUUCAGAUCUUUACAAGAUAGAGGCUACAUACUAACAUUUAAAAUAGCUGAUGAUUCCUCUCUAGUUUUAUCGAAGUAUGGAGAAUAUUUGUACAAGAAUUUGAUUAUAUUUGCACCCUCUGUAGAAGAAUUUGGUGGUAACUUAAAUGUUGAAACUAUUACCCAGUUUGUAGAUGAUGGUGGAAAUCUUUUAAUAGCAGGAAGCAGUGCAACUGGUGACGUUUUAUCAGAAAUAGCUUCAGAAUGUGGAUUUGAGAUUGAUGAGGAAGGAACUUUUGUAAUUGACCAUCUAAAUUAUGACCUUACCGACGAAGGACAGCAUACUAAAUUGGUUAUUACUUCUGACAAUUUAAUUGAUGCACCCAUAAUAGUUGGGUCCAAAAAAGGUGUUGCUCCGUUACUCUAUCAAGGUACAGGAAUAUUAGCGGAUCCGGAAAAUCCUUUAGUGUUACCACUGUUAACUGCAGAUAGUACCAGCUACAGUUAUAAUCCUAAUCUACCUGUAAAAGAGUAUCCUCAUGCAGUUGGUAGAGACACUGUUUUGAUAGCCGGUUUGCAAGCAAGAAACAAUGCUAGGGUUGUUUUCAGUGGAUCCUUGUCUUUUUUCUCGGAUGAAUAUUUCAGCUCUCCAGUCAAAAAAUCUCAGUCUGGAGAAGCGGCUCCAAAGUCAGGCAAUGAAGAAGUGGCUACUGCCAUUAGUCAAUGGGUAUUUAGAGAGCACGGUCAAUUGAGGGUGAAAUCUGUGAAGCAUCACAAAGAAGGAGAAAAAGAAGCGCCUCAAGAUUAUACCAUAAUGGACAAUGUCGUAUAUACAAUCGAAAUAGACAUUUUGGAAAAUGGUCAAUGGAAACCCUUCACCGCCAACGAUAUACAAUUGGAAUUCGUUCGAAUCGAUCCAUUCGUUAGGACGACGCUUCAAAGAAAACCAUCAGGGGAAUACGAAGCCAAAUUUAAAAUUCCAGAUGUUUACGGGGUGUAUCAGUUCAAAGUCGAUUAUGACAGGGUGGGUUAUACAAGGUUAUUCAGUACUACACAAGUUUCCGUUCGUCCACUUCAACAUACUCAAUAUGAGAGGUUUAUUACCAGCGCUUAUCCUUAUUAUACAGGAGCGUUCUCGAUGAUGUUGGGUGUGUUUGUAUUCUCAUUUGUAUUUUUACAUUUUAAGGAAGAUGAUAAAAAGUCCAAGAGUGAGUAAGGGCACGAUUUUGUAAAUAAUUUUGUAAUCAAGAAAUAUAAGUUGUGAAGUC
This is a messenger RNA of Diorhabda carinulata, 1493 nucleotides long. RefSeq names its product dolichyl-diphosphooligosaccharide--protein glycosyltransferase 48 kDa subunit (gene Ost48). The coding region runs from base 140 to 1441 and encodes 433 amino acids. The record is from RefSeq and is a predicted model, not a curated record. Lineage: Eukaryota; Metazoa; Arthropoda; Insecta; Coleoptera; Chrysomelidae. The transcript has 6 exons. Gene Ontology annotation, cellular component: endoplasmic reticulum membrane; oligosaccharyltransferase complex.